This is a messenger RNA of Acanthosepion pharaonis, 1404 nucleotides long. The record is from the annotation of a GenBank genome assembly. NCBI's taxonomy places the organism in Eukaryota, Metazoa, Mollusca, Cephalopoda, Sepiida, Sepiidae.
AUGAUUCCUUUCUAUUCUUUUUCUAUUCUUUUCAUUCUGGAAUUCUUCCUCUCUCUGUCUCUUUCUCUCUAUCUAUAUCUAUCUAUCUAUCUAUCUAUCUAUCUAUCUAUCUAUCUCUAUUUAUCUAUCAAUGUUUUCGCUUUGCUCUCUCUCUAUCUAUCUAUCUAUCUCUAUUUAUCUAUCAAUGUUUUCGCUUUGCUCUCUUUCUCUCUCUAUCUAUCUAUCUAUCUAUCUAUCUAUCUAACUGUCAAUGUUUUCGCUUUGCUCUCUCUCUCUCUCUAUCUAUCUAUCUAUCUAUCUCUAUCUAUUUAUCUAUCAAUGUUUUCGCUUUGCUCUAUCUAUCUAUCUAUCUAUCUAUCUAUCUAUGUUUUUGCUUUACUCUCUCUUUCUCUCUAUCUAUCUAUCUAUCUAUCUCUAUCUAUUUAUCUAUCAAUGUUUUCGCUUUGCUCUCUCUUUCUUUCUCUCUAUCUAUCUAUCUAUCUCUAUCUAUUUAUCAAUCAAUGUUUUCGCUUUGCUCUCUCUUUCUCUCUCUCUCUCUCUCUAUCUAUCUAUCUCUAUCUAUCUAUCAAUGUUUUCGCUUUGCUCUAUCUAUCUAUCUAUCUAUCUAUCUAUCUAUCUAUCCAUCUAUCUAUCUAUGUUUUUGCUUUGCUCUCUCUAUAUAUAUAUCUCUCUAUCUAUCUAUCUUUCAAUUUCACAUUUGCCUGCUGUUUAUUUUUUUAUUUGUUUCUUUCUUUUUUAUAUUCGUUGAAUUUAUUCUUUCUGUCUUUCUUUCUUUCUCUUGGUUUUCUCGUUUUUUCUGUCUUUCGUGCUUACUUGUUUGAUAUUUCAUGUCUUCUUGUUUCCUUCUCUUUCCAUUUCGUCGUCUCUCAUUAUCAUCAAUUCUUUCCCUCUCAUGACAACCUUCUUUCUCCUCUGUUUAUUCUUUCUUUCUUUCUUUCUUUUUCUUUCUUUCUUUCUUUCUUUCUUUCUUUCUUUCUUUCUUUCUUUCUUUUUCUUUCUUUCUUUCUUUCUUUCUUCUUUUCGUCUAAUUUCCUCGUCUUUUUUUAUUGUCUUUUUCUUCUUUCUUUUUGUCUGUUUGUUUUGUUUCUUUUCAUUUCGUCCUCUUUAUUUCUUUCUUUGUUGAUCUUGCCGAUUUGUUCUUUCUCUCUUUCUUCUAAUUUCUUCGUCUUUCUCCUAUUCGCCGCUGCUUUCUUUCCUGUCUAUGACUUUCUUUCUUUCUUUCUUUCUUUCUUUCUUUCUUUCUUUCUUUCUUUCUUUUCAUUUUUAACUUAUUUCUUUUUUUCUUCAUUUUCUUAUCGUUCUUUCUUUCUGUCUGUCUUUCUUUCUUUCUUUCUCAAGCCACAACAUAAAGAUGUCUACAAAACAUGCCAGCCCGAUAUUAAUGAGAUUAGAAAGAAGGAUUAG